UUUGCAUCAGUCCAGGUAUGGGUCUCCUUCUCCUUGAACAUCCCUCCUUUGGUAUAUAAUAGCUAUGCGUAAGUUCCUACUUCUAUCAACACGACCAGUUUGGUCCAGUAGCCUCACAACCUUCCAAGAAGACUUCUUCCGCUAUUCAAGCAGCCCUUGUUUGACGCAUACGUCCUUGAACAAACCGUUGACGUCUAGCUACCAAGGCUCUACCAACUGUGCUCUGUGACAUAUUUGCAGACCAGUUCUAGCACGCAUAACCAUUCCCUUACGACCGUCGUCACGGGCAGACCAAUCAUCACAUUUUCUUUGCGUGCUAUAAUAUCACAUCUUCACCAAUUCACGCACAUAAUGUCUCGCUAUAACAACUACACCACUCCCCCCAGAUCACCUGCAUUCGGCUUCUUCCCCACUUCACCCGCUGCCCCACACGCGUUCUCUACUAUGCAGGGGAACCCGCGUGACUCGCACGCCAUGUACUCGGCGCUGGGCUCAGCCAUGGGUUUCCAAUCAAGCAGCCCGCGCAGCAAGAGCAACGGCGGGAGCUCAAACCCGCUGAUGAAGUUCUACAGAAAGUGAUACUUCCUCAUCAUCAUGAUCGUCAACUGUAUCCAUCACGAAGGGGUCACGUGGACCCAAACCCAUUGUAUCGAUAGCACUGGAGCGGAACCGUUAUUGUUUUAUGGUUAGGGAGAUGAGGGGCGGAGCGCGCAAAAAAUACAUACCGAAUGAGGGCUGCAGGUCAUCUUCUUAACCACUUCGUUCGAUUACAACACUUAUUUCUCUAUCAAAUCCGAGUCCCUGUGUCCAUAUCUCGUACGCAUAGAACACACAUAUUGUAUCUCUAUUGUUUCAACCUGGAUGCUAUGUAUUUAUUCCUCCCCUAUCAUUCAAAAGUUGACAGAUGAAGUGAAGACAAUAAUGUAAGACAAA
Molecule: messenger RNA, 933 nt
Organism: Suillus subalutaceus
Lineage: Eukaryota; Fungi; Basidiomycota; Agaricomycetes; Boletales; Suillaceae
Exons: 1
Coding region: 352-579 (75 amino acids)
Source: RefSeq, a predicted model, not a curated record